CCGGAACAUAUAAAUAAGAAAAACUAAUAAGGGAAAUUAGAAUUGAAAGAGCAAAUUGGGCGAAAAUGGUGGCACUAUCACUGUACAAGGGAAAUCUCCAUAGAGUACCUGAAACUCCACGUCGAUGGCUAAUGCCAACCCCCAAAAUCUCUCUCAAGGACUUCCGAUGUCUCCUCCGUCGCCGGUCCCGAGCCCUCUCUCGCCUCCCAACUCCUCCCGAUGUCUCUCCUACCACCGCCACCGCUUCAAACCCUAACCCUAACCUCAAAACUGAUACCAAAUCCAAACCUGAGGAGGAGGUUCCUGUUUCGGUCCCAGUAAAGACCGAGAAGGAGGAGGAGGAUGUUCGAGUGGAGAAUGUGGAAGUGCCGGAGAAAUUGGUUGACUCAUCUGCUGUCGUGGUUGAACCUAAGCUUGAGGUUUUGGAAAACGAUCAGAAAUUGUUGGUUCCGAUGAACCCCUCCGGUUUGGAGACUAUCAACAAAGAGGAUGGAACUGAUAAUCAGAAAAAAAAGGAGAUUGAGGAUAAAUUACAAGUUCUGAAUAUGAAAAAGCAUGGUUUGGUACAGUUACUAAAACAGAUUUUGAAUGCAGAAGAGGAGCUAAAGAGACGGAGCAUGCAAGGUAUGGCAGUGCGGCCAUCACUCCCACUUCAAGUGGAUACUACAAACGACACUGGAUCUAUAACUAAACUAAACACACCUAGAAUGGGCUCGGAUGGUAACCCCAUUGGUGAGGUGGAUGGAGAUGGAGGUGAUGAUGCAUCCAACCAGAACACACUUUCUCGGAAUUUGCUUCGUAUGAGCAGUACAUCACCAUCUUCAGAUUCUCAACUGAGGAAGACCCCCUAUAAUGUGGUUCCUCUCGCUUCACGAUCUGUUGGAGUUACUGUUAGUCCUUCACGGUUUGCACCUCCGGGACAGCAAGGGCAACUCUCAAAUCUCCCCCCAAUGUCCCUAUCUGGAACGAACUUUGUUGCCUCCUCUCCUUCUCCUGUAGCAUCAGGCGGCACUUCAGCAUUUCGGGAUCGGUUUGCAAGCCCAUGAAAUUGGAAGUUGUGCUGGUUGUUUCUACGUGUCAAGGUGGCCUAGCAAGUGGUUGUUACUCCUCCUGUCAGCUGGCUUUCUGUUCUCUCUACCUCAUUCGAAGUUUCAAACUGGCUAAUCUGUGAAGCUGUAAAUCAUUCUGUAGUUCCAAAUUGCUCAUUCACUGUAAAGGUAGUAGUGAAGAUGCAGUGUCUUAAGUCUGGUGCCUUCUAGUUGGAAGUAUAGUAUUUCUGUUAAUCUGGCUAGGUGUGUGUCCAUCUGGUCCUUAUGAAGUUUCCCUGAUUAUGUUUUUAGUUCUUAAAAGGUGUUAGAAAUGAAUAUCCUAUGUACAUAUGUGAUGCCAUUUUGCUUUUAAGUCGUUAAGUUCUAUUACUUGUUAAACAAUGUGAUUGUCCUCAUUCAGAUUUCAAUGCCUUAUCUCAAAGAUCCCGAAUGAAGUA
This is a messenger RNA of Solanum tuberosum (potato), 1486 nucleotides long. RefSeq lists its product as uncharacterized. Gene Ontology annotation, cellular component: chloroplast. NCBI's taxonomy places the organism in Eukaryota, Viridiplantae, Streptophyta, Magnoliopsida, Solanales, Solanaceae. The record is from RefSeq and is a predicted model, not a curated record. The transcript has 4 exons. The coding region runs from base 66 to 1046 and encodes 326 amino acids.